Messenger RNA from Acaromyces ingoldii, 1251 nucleotides. RefSeq lists its product as hypothetical. NCBI's taxonomy places the organism in Eukaryota, Fungi, Basidiomycota, Exobasidiomycetes, Exobasidiales, Cryptobasidiaceae. The record is from RefSeq and is a predicted model, not a curated record. The transcript is spliced from 8 exons. Bases 1 to 1251 code for a protein of 416 amino acids.
AUGCCCUGCCUAAAUAACCUUGUCACCGUCCAGCUUCAUCCUAAAUAUUGGACUGGUCAGGCAGUGCUGCCUCUACAGACCGAUCCCGUCGCCUUCGAAGAGACCGCCGUGGCACCACGCCAGUGGUCUGUUCGUACCAUUGCCUGGACCGGAGGAAGCAAAUAUGCCUUUUGCAGCAUCGACUUCUCGAGCUUACUUCAGGCAAACCCAAGCUGCGACAAGAUCAUUAUUUACCUCGAGGUUGAUUAUGGUCCAUCGGUUCGCAAAGCUUUCCUACGAACCCUGUCGGCGCGUACCCAUCACCGCGUUUUCACUGCCACCUUUGGUCUGGCCGAGAAGGGUGGCGUUGUCAAGGUCCGACUGAUUCCCGUCAAUGAUCUCAAAUCGAAGCAAACACAUGUUCCCCCUCUCGUUUUGGUCUUCUACUACAUUCACUCCCUAAGCAUGGAGACUGGCCUCACAAUUGGAAACCCUUGGCUGCCGACCAGCGACUCGUAUCGCCGCCCGUCCGCGUGCGACGAAGAGAUGGAUGCGGCGAGCGCGAGGAUGGGGGUAAUAAAUAUACCCUCUGCGUCGCCUUACUUGACGACAGCGGAGGUGGCAUCGAAAGACGCAUGCAAGAGGAAGCCUCUUUCUGUCCAAGAACUCUUGGCGCCAGAGCCCAAACGUCGUCUGGAUCGACAUUGCCGCGAAAAUGCUCGAAAGAAUGCUUCAAAACCUAUGGCGAGCGCAAAGCCUUCGACGAUGGGGCUGGCACUUCAGAAACGAGUUCGAGUCAUCUUGCCUGGUUCUCCACCUGUCUCAAUGGUCGCGGCAGAGGAGCGAUGGCGGCACCAGCUCCAGCGCGAUCAGUUGGUCAAGAAGCUCGCGGUGUUGAACGGGUACCAUCAGCACAAUCGGCUCGCGACUGGUGUAUCAAGCCGUAUCAUCGCUCUCAAAGUUGCACAAAUUGCACGCGUGCAGUGCAAGGGUUUCUCGGCCGACCUGACUUUCAGACAUGACAGCGACUCCAGCAACGCUUACAAGCUCAAGGUCGCAACAAAAUUCAGCAGUCUUGUCAACGGCAAGAGAAAAGGGAGGGGAAUAGCAAGCACAUUUCAGCCCAAGUCCCACACAAUCUUGCAUGUAGCUGUAUAUUGGUUCCUCAUGUUGCGCUCGUCGUAUCUCGAGAGCUUGCAGGCCAUUUGUGUGUGCACAUACGGCAAAGGAGUUGACGUCGCUGGACACAGUGUGCUACACACCCCGCAGUAG